Molecule: messenger RNA, 369 nt
Organism: Chaetura pelagica (chimney swift)
Lineage: Eukaryota; Metazoa; Chordata; Aves; Apodiformes; Apodidae
Gene: OSTC
Product: oligosaccharyltransferase complex subunit (non-catalytic)
Exons: 4
Cellular component (GO): oligosaccharyltransferase complex
Source: RefSeq, a predicted model, not a curated record
CCCCCGGCCAUGACGGUGUACGCGCUGGUGGUGGUCUCGUACUUCCUCAUCACCGGAGGGAUUAUCUACGACGUGAUUGUGGAACCUCCCAGCGUGGGGUCGAUGACAGACGAGCAUGGGCACCAGAGGCCGGUGGCCUUCCUGGCGUACAGAGUAAAUGGGCAAUAUAUAAUGGAAGGGCUUGCAUCCAGCUUCCUCUUCACAAUGGGUGGCCUUGGAUUCAUAAUUCUGGAUCGAUCCAAUGCACCAAAUAUCCCCAAGCUGAAUAGGUUUCUUUUGCUCUUUAUUGGGUUUGUCAGUGUGCUUUUGAGCUUCUUCAUGGCCAGAGUUUUCAUGAGGAUGAAAUUACCGGGCUACUUGAUGGGUUAG